This is a messenger RNA of Meloidogyne enterolobii, 384 nucleotides long. The record is from the annotation of a GenBank genome assembly. Lineage: Eukaryota; Metazoa; Nematoda; Chromadorea; Rhabditida; Meloidogynidae.
AUGACUUCAGCGCGUGUCAAGGAAGGAUAUGUGCGCCUUAAUCUCGACGAAAAUGAUGAUCCUGAGCCGUCUCCAUCAGCCAAUCCAUACCUACAACAACAACAGGCAAUCAUAGAUAAACAAGACCAAAGCUUGGAGAGGAUUGGCGAUUCAUUGCGCACAUUAAAAAAUAUGAGUCAUCAAAUUGGUGAUGAAUUAGAGGAUCAAUCCGAGAUGUUAGACGAAUUGGGCCAUUCAAUGUCAGGUGUAGAAUCGAGAAUGGAUGAAGUAAUGAAAAAACUGUCAAAAUUGACGAGGCUAGAAAAUGAGUCAAAUCAAUGGACGACGAUUUUUAUUUUGAUUGGGUUAAUUGUUGUUCUAUUAGUGAUUCUUGUAUUGCUUUAA